This is a messenger RNA of Phyllotreta striolata, 1506 nucleotides long. Lineage: Eukaryota; Metazoa; Arthropoda; Insecta; Coleoptera; Chrysomelidae. The record is from the annotation of a GenBank genome assembly.
AUGUUUGCGUGGGUAGUACCAUUAAUCGCUACUGGUCUGUUGACUACAACAGCCACCGGCGAUAAAAUCAACAACACGCCAUUCCCCAAAGACUUCCUCUUCGGUACUUCGACAGCCGCGUACCAAAUCGAAGGUGCUUGGAACACUCAUGGCAAAGGCGAGAUCAACUGGGACAGGUUCAUCAGCGCCAAUCCCGCUCUAAUACCCGACAACGCUACUGCCAAAGUAGCCUGCGACUCGUACCACCGGUACCUCGAGGACGUCGAACAGCUGAAACAAUCCGGCAGCCAGUUUUACAGGAUGUCCAUAGCGUGGAGCAGGAUUCUACCGCACGGCUUCACGAACAAGAUCAACGAAGAAGGUGUACAAUAUUACAAAAGGCUGUUCGCGGAGCUGAACAGGAACAACAUAGUACCGUUCGUGACCAUCUACCACUUCGAUACGCCGCAGGCCAUCGAGGAUUUGGGCGGUUGGACCAACUCGGACAUAGUGACGUGGUACGGCGACUACGCCAGGCUGUUGUUCCGGCUCUUCGGCGACGACGUCAAGUACUGGAUGACGGUGAACGAGCCGAAGCAGUCCUGUCACUUCGGCUACGGCACCGGGUUCUUCGCGCCCGGUACCAAAUCGCCGGGCGUCGGCGAGUACGAAUGCGUCAAGAACAUCAUCAUGGCGCACGCCACCGCCUGGAGGAUCUACGACGAGGAAUUCAGAUCGACGCAGAACGGUCAAGUCGGCGUGGUCAUCGACACCGUUUGGUACGAACCCGACAACGUCACCGAGGUCAGCAGCGUGCUAGCUUCGGAAUUCAUGAUGCACUUUACGUACGGCCUGUACGCCAAUCCCAUCGUGUUCGGGGACUUCCCCGACGUGGUGAAGGAGCGCGUGGCGAGGCGCAGCGCCGCGCAAGGCUUCCCCAGGUCCAGGCUGCCGGUGUUCACCGAAGAGGAGCAGCGGCUGGUGAAGGGUACUUUCGAUUUCCUCGGUUUGAACUACUACUCGACCUUGAUGAUCCGAAGAGAUCCGAACGCCGAUCCGCACGGGAAAGGGUACGACGGAGACAACGAGGUCUUCACCUACUUCGAUGACAGCUGGCCGAUGCCGGCGAAGAAGAACAUGAGGGUGGUACCGUGGGGGAUGAGGAAGUGUUUGAAGUGGAUCCAAAGGGUGUACGGUAACCCGCCUGUUUACAUUACCGAGAACGGUUACCCCGGUAACAGAACGUUGGACGACGUGGAGAGGAUCGACUUCAUCCAAAGUCACCUGAGCAGCGUUAAAGACGCAAUGGACAUAGAUGGAGCGAACGUGAAAGGGUACUCUUAUUGGAGCAUAAUGGACAAUUUCGAAUGGAGGUUCGGGUACUCGGUGACGUUCGGUUUGUUCGAUGUGGAUUUCGAAACUCAAAAUCGUACCGCCAGGAAGUCUUUGGAGUACUACAGGAAAGUGAUUAGUACCAGGUGUUUGGUCGAAAAAUGCCAGGAUUCCGUCGGUGACAAUUCAUUGUGA